Lachancea dasiensis is the source of this 498-nucleotide messenger RNA. The record is from the annotation of a GenBank genome assembly. Lineage: Eukaryota; Fungi; Ascomycota; Saccharomycetes; Saccharomycetales; Saccharomycetaceae.
AUGACCAAGAAAGAUAAGAAGCCAAAGUUCACCACCGUCUUGACAAAAGAGGGUGAGAGCAUCAAGGUGUUUGAAGAUCUUGAAACUUUCGAGCUGUUCAUCAAAAACGAGACGGAGGACGAGGAUUUCGACCAUGUGCGGUGCCAUUUGAAGUACUACCCACCUUUUGUACUGCAUGAAUCUCACGAUGACCCAGAGAAAAUCAAAGAAACGGUAAAUUCCCAUAGCAAGAAGUUUGUGCGCCAUUUGCACCAGCAUGUGGAAAAACAUCUUCUCAAGGAUAUCAGCGAGAGACUUCAGUUACCUCUGCUGAAAUUCAAGGACAAGUCGAAAUUGGAGACUCCGGACCAUAACAUAGUCUGGAAGUACAACGAGCGAGCCGAAUACCAUAGCCGCGAAUUCGAUAUCCAUGUUACUGUGGAGUGUCAUCACGACAGUGCGCUGGUCGACGUAGAUUACUUGACCGAACCCGUGCGCGCUCCCGUGGCAGCAGCAUAG